AAAUCAAGCAUACCGGAAAUGAAAGCAGAAAACCACAACAUUCGUAAAAAUAUUACAAAAAAGAUUUUUGUUUGGUUCCAAUACUAAGUGCCUUACUAAAUGCUACUAAAUCCCUGAUGUCUGGCAAGCUGUGAUGGGGGGCAAGGCCAGUAGUUUGAUAUGGUGUGAAUACAACCCACCAACUUUCUCAACACAGAGCAAACCAUCAAACUAUCUGUAUUGCUACAAGCUACCUCCCCCUAGCUAUAAUUACAACUGGACUGAUCUACACUAUGCAGCAAGUCAUGGAAAUGUCCGAAGAAUUCAAGAAAUUAUUCACAAAUCUGGUACCCUUAACUUGAAUAAAAAAGAUUACUAUGGAAAGACACCUUUAUAUUGGGCUGCAUACAAAGGUCAUAAAGGUUGUGUAGAGGAAUUAUUAAAGUUUGGUGCCUCAGUUAACACAAAAUGUCGCCACGGUGGAUCUCCACUUCAUGCAGUAGUCAGUUUAUAUCCAGAAUGUGCCUUACUACUUAUUAAGCAUGGUGCAGAUGUCAAUUUAGCAGAUAACUGGGGUGUGACACCAAUGUACUUAGCUGCCACCAGUGGACAGAUUGAAGUGAUGAAAUAUCUGUUGGCCUCAGGUGCUUCACCGGAGGUCAGGAAUAAGAAAACUGGGGAGAUUCCAAGGCAGUUAAACAGUCAUAAAGAAUUUUGCAAUUAUUUGUCAAGCCUAUCCAAGAAUCCACUUUCUUUGCAACAGUUGUGUCGAGUAAAUAUAAGACAGAGAAUGAAAGAACACCCUAAUGUUAAAAUAAAAUAUCUUGCAGUCCCAAAGACAUUGAAAGACUAUUUGUCAUUGGCUGAGUAUGAAUCUCAGCCACAGAAACAAUCUAGUCCUUCAAGCUUUAAUGUGCUUUGUCAAUCUUAAUGUGAUAGCAUCAUGAUUUGAAUUAUAAGGUUAUAUUAUUCAAAUGUACAAUUUAUAUCAUGUAUUCAGAUUUAAGAAUUUAGUUUUAGUAAUCACUUUUAGUAGACAAAAUGACGGCUUCUGUUGAAAUUUAAUUCUGCCUUAAUUUUUUGGAUAACAAAUAAAAUUGUUAUUGCCAAUGUUAUAUGUACUGUAUUUUCUAAAAUUGUAUAUGUACUGAGUGAAAUGAUCAUAUUUGUCAAAUAUAAACAUGUAUGCCUUUACUCUUAUGUACAGAAGAUUAAGAUAGUACACUAUUCUGUCUGCUGCAAUACAAACAAUUUAUUUGACAGUCAUCUUUAUCUUGUCGAGUGAACCAGGGUAAUGGCUGGUGAUUUAGGAAAAUGUUUCUAUUUUCUCUAAGUUAUGUUACAUUACUUGCAUAUGGCUUGAUAUGAUUUGAUACAUGUGCGAAAGUAUAUAAGUAAUUAUUUGUUAAAAUCAAAAUUUAUGUAUUUUAUUAAUGUUUUUCAUGCAUGCAGGGUUCAUGCAUGUGAUAUCUUUUGUCAAUGUUGGUUAAUUUCAAGUCCAUCAUAAUAACUUUAGAUAUUUUGAUUGAUUUUAAGGAACAAUGUAACAUUAAAGGGGACCAAAUCAUUUCACUCCCGUCCUAAACUCCAGGGCUUUUUAGUUAAUAAUAGAAUUGCACACAAUGUACCAAUAUCAAUCUCCAUGUUUUUUGGAAGAAGUUAACUAAGGUUUAGUUCAUGAUUAUUUUUCUCCUUUAAAUGAAUUGCAUUGGAGGCACAUAUUUUAGACCCCAACCAUACAUUAUAUUAAAUUUUCACUUUAUUUACAAUUUUUAUUCAAUUUUCAGGAAAAUGCAACAACCCACAUUUUUUUUUUAUUUAAGUGCCUCCCAUCCCCUCACUUUUAUCAAUUUUGGAACAGCUGUUGUAUAUACAUUGUACUAGAAUAAAACAAAAUUACAUUUGCACACCACUUACUGUUAAUUUUAUAUGAAUUAUUAAUCUGAUCUCAAAGAAAAAUGAUCAGUUGAAAUUAAGCUAGCAAAUCAUCUAAGAAUCAAUGUUAUUAGUUUUGUUUUAUAAAGAUUCUGUAAAGAACAUUAUCAAUGUCAUUCAUAAAUCACAAAGUAUAACCAUGACAGUAAUACAUGUGCACUGAAUAAGCAACAGCAAAUAAUCUAAGCUAUUUAAAUCUUUUAUCAAAAAUUGAAAUCAAAGUUACUUAGAUAAAAUAGCUUGUGUACAUUAAAGCUAGACUAGAUUUACACAAGUUCCACUCUCACAAACUUUUAUACAUUAUCGAGCUUUAAACAAGUUAAUUAAGUUUAUAACAAGUUCAACAACUGAACUCUGACUUAUAAAACAAUAACAAUCCUAAAUACUUAAAAGAAGUGGUAAAAAUUGGCACAAAACUCAUGGUGCAGGCAGUGAUUUUUUGUACAACCGCAAAAAUGACUGUGACAUUUUAUAUUUUAAUAUUUUAUGAUGUAUUUAAAUGAGUAGUUAUUGUUGCAAACUCAAUUAGUAUUUGCAUUGAGAUAAUUUUUGGAAUAAAGGAAAGAGG
Molecule: messenger RNA, 2482 nt
Organism: Mytilus trossulus (common blue mussel)
Lineage: Eukaryota; Metazoa; Mollusca; Bivalvia; Mytilida; Mytilidae
Product: ankyrin-1-like
Exons: 5
Coding region: 134-910 (258 amino acids)
Biological process (GO): intracellular signal transduction
Molecular function (GO): protein binding
Source: RefSeq, a predicted model, not a curated record